AUGAGUCAGUACUCCAUUCACUCGUCUCCGCGUGGCGAGCAGCAGAAAUCGGAGCUUCAACCAUCGCCCGCCGCGGCGUCGGCACCCUUAAACCAACGAAACAGCAUCUUGGACCCACAUCUAUCUGUUUUACAGCUCUUGGAGCGCGGCGACCCUAACACCCGGUCCGCUCAGUCUGAGCUUACUCCCCACGGAGCACAAGAGCUUAUACGAUCACCGUCGCCGCCCAAGAUGGGCGGGUCGGAGGUGAUGAACAGAAGUAUAUCAGAGUCCUGGCACUCUAUCAGGCGAACCGACUAUUCAAUUCUUAAUAUACUGAAUGACAUUUCGGGACAGCAACAGCAGGUGGGCAUCUUAUCCUCGUCAGACACGUCCGAGGACGAGCCAGACAUUUUCCUCUCGCCUUCACCUAACCAUUACGCGUUUGGGCCACCGGGAAACCCCAUCUUUUCAGAUCCUCCGCAUGCUUUUGAAGGCCCUGCGGUAUCCGCGUACCGAAAUUCCGGGCUACAGUUGGUGAAGGGUAUUGAGCAGGCAGCUACAAAUGAGGAGAGUGGCAAAAUGAACAACAGCAAUAGCGAAUUCGAAAACGGCAUUGACAACGACAACGAGACUGUCACGAUGAGUCUGAUGAACUCGUCAAAUUCGUUCGUGAUGCCGAAGCUCUCAGUUUUACAACAAUCUCAAAAGUUUUGCAUUCUGAUUGUGGGGAAACCUGCCUCAAGGUUUUAUCACGGCAUCCCAAAGACAUAUCAAAAGCUCUUCGAUGUUUGCGAUGUAGAUACGUUAAAUCCGCGCAAAUUGACCCAAUACAGCGCUAUAAUGUUAAUCUUCAGUGACUGCAAGAACAGCCAAUCAUUACUUGACAAAGUGGUACCCCAUAACACCAAUAUUAUCGCGGUUUGUCAAAGAGGCCAGCAACAGCAAAUUUCUAGUUUGCUGAAUGGGUACUCGAAACUGCAUUCGCUGCGCCUCAUUUACCACUUGACCGUGAUGUCAGAUCAUCAAGACAUGCACAAACUACUCAGGUACUUAAACAGUCUGAGCUCCGAGGUAGAUUCGGGAUACGAGACCGAAGUUGGUUCUCGAAAGAUCCGGAAGCGUCGCAGGUCCCAAAGGAAAAGACCUGCAAAUGUUAACCGCUGGGUUUUAUGGAGCAUCUCGCUGACAGUGGGUGUGGGAAUUGGCUAUUGCAUUUCUUGCGUCCUGUCCUCCGCUGUGUCAAUCCGAGACAGCAGUCUGCCACUUCAUGCAACGGAGAACCUCAAAUUUGUGGACGAUGUUCCAGUGUCGUCUCACGAAAACUUUCUCAACAGCCAAAUCUGCCAAUUUGUCGUGGCUUUCAAAAAGGCAUUGAAGCAGGCUAAUUCGUCUUUCAAACAGUAUCUCAACGGUCAGUCGCUACUAGUUUUGUGGAUGCAGCGCAUGGGGAAAGAGUGGAUGUCUGAGGACCCUGAGACAUCACUGCCUGGAGUAGCCGCCUUGGAUUUGGUAUUAAUUUAG
Lachancea dasiensis is the source of this 1503-nucleotide messenger RNA. The record is from the annotation of a GenBank genome assembly. Lineage: Eukaryota; Fungi; Ascomycota; Saccharomycetes; Saccharomycetales; Saccharomycetaceae.